UAUAAGAAUUUGAGUUUUUAAAAAUUAUUUUAAUCUGAUAAAUAUGGAAAACAUCAAUUGAAUGGUUGUUAUAUGAUGACUUUUAUAAGAUGAUGAUGGUUAAAUAACAAUAAUUAUAUAAAGCUUUGUCACAUCGAUAUAUUUGUUUCGAAAUAUUUUUUUUGUAUACCAUAUCUUAGGUGUACCCGUCCAAGGUUGAUAUCAUUAAUUGAGUUCUUAUUCCUCUGGAGAUAAUAAUAUUAUUGCCUGUGCAAAACAUCGCUUAAAUGGUUAGGAUACCCAAUUAAAAUUUUACAAUAAAUGAUCAAAACUUUGGGAUCAACAUGUCCUGGUUAAGGCGACCAGUGAAAAUUUCAUAGUUGAAGAGCGAAGUAAUGGAGAGAUCGAAUGAGUGUUACUAUUGUCUAUUAACCGUAUAUAAAGUAUUAAUAAUUAUAUUGUUGUUUCUUUUAAAUGAACCAAAUGGGUAUAUGCACGUGGUAAUGAUAAGAGUUUCUAACGGUAACCUCCAAAACCGUUAUGAGUCAUUUGAACCCCCUGCCCUCGGACAAUUGCGAGUUUCGGAUCGAAAGAUUUCGCCGUGCUGUCGUGGUUUUUGAAAAUUUGAAACCCAAGCGCUCGGCGCGUGCGCACGCCAAGUUGCAUGCGUCGCUCUCUCUUCCGCCCGCCCCCAACCCGAUCCCUCCCUCGUCUUUCUUUCUCUCCGAUCCUGAUCUCCCGAUCCCUCCCUCGUCUUCUGCUCCGGCGAAUCGCGUCCGACGAAGGAAUUGGAACCUGUAAUAUGAAAUCCUCUAACAUGAAAGAAACUGAGGGACUUAGAAAUCAAAGUAAAGAAGAGGAAGUAUCUCAAAUUACAGAGGCAAAUGCAUCUAUGCUUUCAGAUAAACUUGUACCAGGGACUGCAGGCAAAGGUUCUCUUGGACAGGAUGCAGCGUAUUUGAGCUUGGGUCAGGUUGGCACUACAAACUCCUCAGCAAAUGUGGGAUGCAUCACGGUAUCAGAAUGCACUAAGGAAACUAGUGGAUCAUGUUUCCCUGCCAAAGUAGAUGAAGAGCGUGAACACAAUAAGUUGAAUUCUGUGGGCAUUGGUGUGGAUCUUAAUGCUAUAGAGGUUUCAAGUAUGGUGGAACAGAAUCCCUUUUAUCCCUACAAAAAGUUGGGACAGGUUAAAUCUGUAGAUGCCUCUGAGAGUGGAAGCACUACUGGCCCAGUGGAGGAGAGUGAACCUUUGAGAAUAUGGAAGGAAAUGAAACAGAAUGGCUUCCUAUCAUCAUCACAUGGAGGCAUACCAAUGCCCAAGCAACGUGCCUGCCAGCCUAGAAAGAGAAAAGAUGAAUUCAGAAGAAAGGCUGAGUUUGCAAGGAGAGAACAGGCUAACCGGUUCACAAAAAUUGCUGCUCCAAGUGGACUUCUUUCUGGACUGAACCCUGGGAUCAUUAAUCAUGUCAGAAAUAGCAAACAGGUUCAUUCCAUAAUAGAGGCUAUAGUGCGGUCCGAGAAGCUUGAUGGUCAAACACAAAACAGAUUCACUGAUCAAAUGGGUAGCGAAAGUAAUGACACCAAUGAUAGAAGGAAACCGUAUAACUAUGCCCAUGGUUCAGCAACCAAUCAGUUGAAUCUGUCAUUAAAUAAACUAUCCGUUCCUUCCAGCUUGGAUCGAGGUGUGGACAUGCAUAUGGCUGAAGACAAGUUUCGUUGUGAAAUUUCUACAACUCAGUUCAGCACAAAAGAUGAUAAUGAUGCACUUACCCUGAAACUCUCAUCAGCUAUAACAGAGACAUCAGAAAAUGCUAGUGGUGCAUCAACUGACUAUCACUCUGCAAACCAAGAUAACAUUACCUCUUUAUCACUCAAAGCUGCUACUGUUUCUUCUCAGUGGCUGGACCUACUUCAGCAGGACAUCAAAGGGCGUCUUGCUGCAUUGAGGCGCAGCAGGAGGAGAGUAAGGAAUGUUAUCCAAACAGAAUUACCUUACCUAUUAUCAACAGAAUUCUCAUUUAGCCAAGAAAAUGAUCCCUCGUUUGUGCAUUCCUCUGAGGCUCAAUGUUUAAAGAAACCUUCCCAAGAGAUGCAUGUUGCACGAUGGAGAUCUCUUUUCAGUCAGAUGGAUAAAGCACUGUACGAGGAGGGAAAACAUUUGGAGAACUGGUUGAAACAAGUCCAAGAAAUGCAACUGCAUUGUCAGAAAGGCCUGAAUUAUGUUUGUGUGGAAGGCUUAUCAAAAUUUGGUUCAUCAGAGGAUUCCAGUAAAUUGAAAAAAUCCGAGGCUCAUGAGCAGGAGUAUGCAGUGAGGGCUGCAGCAGCAUCCAUCUACUCCACAUGCAACUUGAUCAUGACAACAGAAAACGUGCCAUGUUUCUGAUUUCAUCCGAGCAUGCCUGUUUCUUUAUCUAAUUAAUGCCUUGUUUGUAAUCCUGUUGUGCAUUUAUCACUCCUGUGACUUAGGAAUGAAGGUUUAUUUGAUUAUCCUUGUACCAUUAGAAAGUGUGUCAAUUUGUCUGAAUUAUUUCUGACAUGACUCAUUGUUCUACAUAAUUAAUCUGAAUUGAAGUACAAUAUUCCAUUUCUCUUAAUAUCA
Messenger RNA from Phoenix dactylifera (date palm), 2578 nucleotides. RefSeq lists its product as uncharacterized. The record is from RefSeq and is a predicted model, not a curated record. Lineage: Eukaryota; Viridiplantae; Streptophyta; Magnoliopsida; Arecales; Arecaceae.